Molecule: messenger RNA, 3461 nt
Organism: Durio zibethinus
Lineage: Eukaryota; Viridiplantae; Streptophyta; Magnoliopsida; Malvales; Malvaceae
Source: RefSeq, a predicted model, not a curated record
AGGAGCUAGUUCGCUUUCAUAAAUAGUCUUCCAACUUCCCAUCUAGGGAUCCAGAUAGACAUCAUAUCUCCCAUUUCAUCUAAAAAAUAUUUACAGAAACUACACAAGAGAGCUUGGUGAUUGGAGUGUUGAAUAGCAUUCAAAUGCUCUUUAAAAAGUGAUGGUGCUGAAUUUCUUUCUCUGCUUUGAGCAGUGGAGAUCUUACUAAGAGGAGUUAUCUGACAAACUUAAUAUCUUAUAGUGGUUUAGAAUCUUGUAGGUGUUUAUAAUCUUGAGUUUGAUUGUGUAAGAAAUUCAAUUUACUUGGUAACUGAACUGUUUGUUGUGUUUAAUAACAUCUACAGAUGGAUUUGGGUGGUGGAAUGGAGUUACCAUAUCUCUUGUAUCAUUUGCUUCUAUAAGUUGAGUAGCCCUGGAUUCUGCUUUCACACAAUGGGGGUUGACAAAGAAAGUUCGAAAAAUGGAGGAGGUUAUGUUGGUGGAUUUUUUCAGCUAUUCGACUGGACUGCAAAAUCUCGGAAGAAGUUGUUCUCAAGCAAGUCAGAUUUUCCAGAGUGUUCAAAACAGGGAAAGAGAAGUGAUGGGAACUUACCAAUGACACGACUACAUCUGACAGAUGACGAUGAAAUUGGAGCAGGGACAAGCAUCAAAGGUAGUAGUGAUUAUAGUUGUGCUUCCUCAGUUACAGAUGAUGAUAUAUAUGGAGCUAGAGCCCCUGGUGUAGUGGCCAGGCUUAUGGGAUUAGAUUCCUUACCUACAUCUUCUGAGCCCUACUCCACCCCUUUUUUUGACACUCAAUCUCUUCGAGAUGCUCAUUUCCGAAAUAGAAACCUUAAUUAUCAUCAUGACCAACGAAUAGAUUAUCCUGGCGAUCUGUUCAAUAGGAUGGAGGGCCCUUCCAGGAACUUUGUGGAGUCAAAGCCUCAGAAGAUAGUCAGCAAGCCUAUAGAGAAGUUCCAAACUGAAGGUUUACCUCCUAAGGCAGCUAAAACAAUUCCGAUUACCCACCAUAAACUUUUAUCUCCUAUCAAGAGUCCUGGUUUUAUUCCUUCUAAGAAUGCUGCUCACAUAAUGGAAGCAGCAGCAAGAAUUAUUGAGCCUGGCCCCCAAGCUAUUACUAGAGCCAAAAUGCCUCUGGUUGGAUCAUCCUCAGUGCCUGUGAAAGUUCGUGAUUUCAAAGAAAAAAUGGAAGCUGCACAGAAAAUGGCUCCGGUAGGAUCUUCUUCUGUGCCCUUGAAAGUUAGAGAUUUCAAAGAGAAAGUGGAGGCUGCAGAUAAAACCUCCAGGCUCACUGAAACGACUAGAAGGCCAGUUGAGUCAAAUGCUGCCAAGUAUCUUAAAGGACAAUCUUUGAGCAAGAGCUGGAAUGGAUCAAUAGACACAACAUCACCCAGGGCUUCUGAUACAGAAGAAAUUUCUUCUGUUUUAAAGAGUAACGCGAAGUCUAUUUCACUCGCAAUCCAAGCAAAGGUCAAUGUGCAGAAAAGAGAAGGAUUGACAUCAAGCAGCAGCCGAAGUUUGUUAUGGCAGAAAGACCAGAGUGAAGUUAAGUCAAAUCAACCCUUCAAGAGCCAACCAAGUAUUCAAAAGAGUUUGCGUAAGAAAUCUUCCAUGCACAAUGCUCCUGGUGUACUCAGGCAGAACAACCAGAAGCAAAAUUGUAUAGUGGAUAAAGACAAAUCACCUUCAAAGCCCAUAGGUUCCAACUUGCACGGUAGAAAAGUGCUCUCUGGGGAUUCUGCUUUUGGGCAACACAAAACAUCAGGUAAAACUGUUGUGAAUUCCAAAACUGGCUCACGAAAGUUGGGCUUAGGUACAACAGAUAGUGAAAAAGAAGGUCCAUAUUCUGGUACAAAGAAGCCAAGGAAGAAAAGAACAAUUGAUAGGGACUUCCAUUUUGAGAAAAAUCAUGUUGUUGAUAGUUUUAUGAUUGAAAAAAAUCAGAAGGAAGAUCAUCCUAUUAUUGAAAGGAACUUUGGCUGGGUUGAAGAUAGCAAGAAGAAAGGCAUGGAUGUUGUCUCCUUCACAUUCACAGCCCCACUUACCCGGUCAAUGGAAACAUCUGCUCAGAUUGCACAGAAAAAUAACAGCAUUUGCAUGGAUAAUCAGGGUAAGAGAUUGUUGCUUGACACCGAGAGUAUGAAGUUGUCUUCAUUGGGAUGUAAUGUUAUAGGAGGAGAUGCUUUAAGUAUGCUUUUGGAACAAAAGCUAAGAGAAUUAAGUAAUGCAGUUGAAUCAUCCUGCCACAAAUCUCUCAGUUCACGAUCAGCUUCCAGUUCUACAUCAUUUUCACAAGAUUUGCUGCAUAGUACUCCUAAUGCUGUUAGUACCGUGCCCAUGUUACAUGAUAACCUGGCUAGUUCUUACAGUUCCAACCUUUCCUCUGCUGAUCUUCAACUGCUCAGAUUGAAACACAAGUUUCAGGGAAUUGAUGAGAUGGAUGAAUGCAGUAGUAGCCAUCUUGAUGCAAGGCAACCUAGUCCAGUGUCUAUCCUUGAACCUUCCUUUUCAACUGAAAGCUGCAACUCUUCAGAUAGCACAGAUGGUUUCAGUAUAGAAGGAAGCAAGCAGUGUUCAUCUGUUCAAGCUCAGGAAGUUCUUGGACUGAGUUCUUUAAAGAAGUUACAAGCACUUGAAGCUGACGCAGAGUUAUCAGAUUCAGCUUCUUCCAUAUCUUCAGGAGCUGUGGCUAAAAGGAAUCAAAAUAUUGUUAUGUCAGAUCCCAUGAAAUCAGUCAACUGGGAAGUAGGAUACGUGAAGGUGAUACUGUGUAACGUGGAAUUAAUGUUCAAGGACUUUGCGUUAGGCCGUUCUCGUGAAAUAAUAAAUCCUCAUCUUUUUGAUCAGUUGGAAAGCCGGAGAGGAGGAUUUGGAAGCGAUGGUGGGGAGUCUAGGCUAGAAAGGAAGGUACUAUUUGAUUUAGUCAGUGAAUGCUUAGACUUGAGAUUCAGGCGGUAUGUGGGUGGAGGAUGCAGAGAGUGGGCAAAAGGGAUGACAAUUCUGAGAAGAAAUGAGUGGUUAGUUGAAGAAGUUUACAAGGAGAUUUCAGGGUGGAGAGGGAUGGGAGAUUGUAUGGUGGAUGAGCUUGUGGACAAGGACAUGAGCAGUCAAUAUGGAAAAUGGCUGGACUUUGAAGUUGAUGCAUUUGAACUUGGAGCAGACAUUGAGGGUCAAAUACUGAAUGCUUUGGUUGAUGAGGUUGUUGCUGAAGUCUUGUAGUUUUAAAUGCCUUCUUCAGCUUUGUCACUUGAGUUGUACGGUCGCUGAUGAGCUUGUGGACAAGCACAUGGAAAAUGGCUGGCACUUUGAAGAUGAUAAUGCAUUUGUACUUAGCAACAAUGAGGGUCAAAAAUAUUGAAUGCUUUGGUUGCUGAAUUCAUCAAUGAAUUAUUGCUUGCAUUUGGUUUUUUCACUUCCAUGUUCUAAUGUAUGUCUCAUCAUAUAUCUUAUUCUUUGGGGAU